This is a messenger RNA of Naegleria lovaniensis, 381 nucleotides long. RefSeq lists its product as uncharacterized. The transcript has a single exon. The coding region runs from base 1 to 381 and encodes 126 amino acids. The record is from RefSeq and is a predicted model, not a curated record. Lineage: Eukaryota; Heterolobosea; Eutetramitea; Acrasida; Naegleriidae.
AUGUUUCGACUCUCUCAAUUAUCUUCUUCAUCGGGUUUCUAUUCAUCCUCAUCACACACCAUCGAUCAUGAUGCCAUCACACAACAUGAUCCUACAAGAAUUCAAAAUUUAUUAUUUUCAUCAUCCUCUUUAAACAACCCACAUGGUCUCUCACUCACUCCCUUGUUGUUCGGUGGUGAAGGAGGUGGUUCUGUUCAUGAACAACCUUCCAAUCAUCCUCCACUCGAUGAUGGAAAUGCGAAUGAUUUUUUACAUCCAAUUCAUCAACAACAACUCAAUCCACAACAACCAUCUCAUCUAGAUGUGAAUACUACAACCACCACCACCUCCACCCAACGAAUAGAAUUUCCUAUACUGAUUUUGUUCAGAGUCAUUCCAUAG